GGGCCCAGUUUUUAAGUUAUAUGGACCUCACCUAUCCUAAAGUAUUAAAUGCAUAGAAAUAAAAUGAAUAGAACAGACUAAUAAUUGACUUGAAUGGGGACUCUCAUUCUAUUCAUUGUUUCUAUGCAUUUAGUCGUAUCCGAUAACUUGAAAAUCUGGGCCCAGAAGAACAUGGUGUUUACACAACUAGAUGUCACUUAUUUUGAACGUUACUGCGCAAGUGUGUGUUUGUUCCGUAGCACUCUUACAUGUACAUGUACAUCAGCCUCUGUAAAGAAGUCAGGACCUUUAUGGCACAGGGUAGGGAAGACAUCUCUGAUGAACCAGUAUGUAAAUAAGAGGUUCAGUAACCAAUACAAGGCCACUAUAGGAGCUGACUUCCUCACCAAGGAGGUGAUGGUGGAUGACAGGCUGGUCACCAUGCAGAUCUGGGACACGGCUGGGCAGGAGCGGUUUCAAUCUCUGGGUGUGGCGUUCUACCGUGGGGCUGACUGCUGUGUGCUGGUCUAUGAUGUCACGGCGCCCAACACCUUUAAGACUCUGGACAGUUGGAGGGAUGAGUUCCUGAUCCAGGCCAGCCCCAGAGACCCAGAUAACUUCCCCUUUGUGGUGCUAGGCAACAAGAUUGACCUCGAGAACAGACAGGUGACAACAAAGCGUGCCCAGGCCUGGUGUGCCAGUAAGAACAACAUCCCUUACUUUGAGACCAGUGCCAAGGAGGCCAUCAACGUAGACCAAGCAUUCCAGACCAUCGCCCGCAACGCCCUCAAACAGGAGUCUGAGGUGGAGACGUAUGACUUUCCAGACCAGAUCAAACUGAGAGACGACCGAUCCUCCUCCUCCAGCGACGGCUGCUCCUGCUGAGACCAACGAUGGACGGACGUUGGAUGGAGGAGAGGACAUGGGUGCAUCGCAAUAGUGCUCCUUGUCUCCUUUUCGUCCUCUGCACUGGUGUGAAAGAUUGGGACAGGUGAAGCCAUCUCCCCACAUCCUUCCUGUGUUCUCACAUCGGUGCAGAUGAAGGGGAGGAAGCCACUUUAGACUAUUGAGAUGCACCCCAUGAAGAGAGGCGCCCCCCGUCU
Oncorhynchus nerka (sockeye salmon) is the source of this 1082-nucleotide messenger RNA. RefSeq names its product ras-related protein rab7-like. Gene Ontology annotation, molecular function: GTPase activity; GTP binding. The record is from RefSeq and is a predicted model, not a curated record. The transcript is spliced from 5 exons. Gene Ontology annotation, biological process: phagosome-lysosome fusion; endosome to lysosome transport. Gene Ontology annotation, cellular component: phagocytic vesicle; late endosome; lysosome. The coding region runs from base 94 to 864 and encodes 256 amino acids. NCBI's taxonomy places the organism in Eukaryota, Metazoa, Chordata, Actinopteri, Salmoniformes, Salmonidae.